Oncorhynchus kisutch (coho salmon) is the source of this 1942-nucleotide messenger RNA. RefSeq names its product piRNA biogenesis protein EXD1. The transcript is spliced from 6 exons. Gene Ontology annotation, molecular function: nucleic acid binding; 3'-5' exonuclease activity. The record is from RefSeq and is a predicted model, not a curated record. Gene Ontology annotation, cellular component: PET complex. Gene Ontology annotation, biological process: piRNA processing; nucleobase-containing compound metabolic process. Lineage: Eukaryota; Metazoa; Chordata; Actinopteri; Salmoniformes; Salmonidae. Bases 415 to 834 code for a protein of 139 amino acids.
GUUGACUUUCAAUUUUACUUGAGUAAUUUUCUAUUAAGGUAUCUUUACUUGUUUUUGUCUACUUUGCUCACAUUGAAAUGAAUGUCCUAUUAGUAUUGCAUGUAAUAAUGCAAGAAACUGACCCUGUAUUCAAUUUGUGGCACAGAUAACUCUAGUGACCACAGACCUGAAGGUGACCUGACUGUGGCAGAGUUUCAGCCAUACAGGAAGAAUCAUAUUUUAUACUCUAUUGUACACAUUUAGCUAACUGAAGCCAAAGGUUUGCAUCAUUAGCUUUUUUCAUUAGGUAGCUAGCUAUAUGAUCGAUGUAGCUCAACAAAUAGAUGUCUCCUUUCCUCAGUUGAUAAAGAAAUUGAUGAGAGCCAUGUCAACAUUGUGGUCAUUGAUGAGCUCCAUGAGAAGCUUGUUCCUGCUAUGAUGCACAUCCGGAAGCAGCAGCUGAUCGAGAUAGGAGCAGACGGGGUUGAGACGUUCCAGCACGAGAGAGUCUGUUGGCUGCAGAUUGCCACUAAGAACAAGGUGUACCUCUUUGACAUCCUGAUGCUUGAGGCCCGGGCCUUCAAGAACAGCCUGUCCAUGAUCCUGGAAAAUAACCACAUUUUAAAGGUCACCUAUAGCUGCCAUAGGAUUGACGAAUGUCUGAGGGCUCAGUUUGGAGUGAAUCUCACCAAUGUCUUUGACACGCAGGUGGCAGAUAUCCUGUGCUUCUAUACAGAGACAGGUGGCUUCCUGUUAGCAGAUGGUGAGCCUACAUCUGAAGAUGCCCUCAUCACGAUUCUCCUCUCUCAAGAUCAAGUCUCUGCUCACCAAGAGCAGUGUUCUGGAGCUGCCUAGGGAGCUGCGGGAGUUGAAGCACAUGCGGCAGGAGUGGGCCAUCGACUGUUACCCUGUCUCUGAGCAGGGCCUGCUGGAGCGCUCCAACCCCAGACCCCUACCCCAUCACAGGAUGGGCAGGGCCAGAACAUAGCCACCCAAAGACAACCUGACCCCCCUGUCCCCACAACAGAGGAGCCUGUAGUCCCAGGACCAGUACCAGGGCUGCAGGCCCCAGCAGAGCAGAGACCCCCUGUCCCAGCAAUACCCCAUGGGCAUCUGACCUUCAUGCUAUGCCCAGUGCCCUGACCCCAGAGGUCAAACAGAGUUCCAGGAAACAGCCAUCUGGAGACGUCAGCCCAGCGGCUCCAUCAGGAUCAGGAGAACCAGGACUCAUGGAGAUAGUGAUGGUCACAAUGGCAGGCAGAGGGAGGUCUCUGAUGAAAAAUGCAGCACUACCAACCCUCCCUGCCUUCCCUCCCUGCCUUCCUCUUCCUGGGAAGAGGCCUGGUUUUCCCGAUACCAGCGGCCCAGGUCCCUAAGGAGAGCCCCAGGGUUCUAAAGACCCAGGCCCCAGUGGGUAGGGUAGAGGUGCCUGUCCACCCAGGCCCAAGACUCAGCCCAGUACAGUGAGCUGUGCCCCAGCAGGCUGCCUUUUGUCCUGCCAUGCCUGAAAACAUCCCUGGGGCAGAGAGAGGCCUCUUCAUCCAGAAACCCCAAGGUCUCACCUCUCCUCUCAGUCUCUCCCUCAUUUCCUUUAGAAAGACUUAAGAGGACCACCUAUGGUUGUGAAGGGUUGGUUGAAAAUUACUUGUGUAAUUGUAUAUUCUACAAAGACCACUAGAUGGCAGUAAAUUGUCCAUUUUGUUUGCAAAUGUAAAUUGCAUCAAUGUUUGGGGGGAAACAGUCAUGUUUCAGUUAAAUGGUUUUCUAUUUCAAAUGGAAAAACAACAGUAGAUUCACAUCAAAUUACAUUCGGAUGAGAGAUAUUUUGAUAAUUCUGUAUCAUGGCGACUAGUUUACCUUGUGUACAUGGCUUAAUUUGGUUACAUUUGUUUGAUUAUUCAAAUUGCUGUUCACACUUGUUACAAAUGUAAAUUAAACACCAGUGCAGUACUCUGCUUAUUGU